Messenger RNA from Strongylocentrotus purpuratus (purple sea urchin), 444 nucleotides. RefSeq lists its product as uncharacterized. The record is from RefSeq and is a predicted model, not a curated record. Lineage: Eukaryota; Metazoa; Echinodermata; Echinoidea; Camarodonta; Strongylocentrotidae. The coding region runs from base 40 to 444 and encodes 134 amino acids. The transcript has 5 exons.
CAGCUUGGCCAACUGUCAGAUAGUAUUUACCUUGGCAGUAUGUCGCAGAAGGAGAGAACCAUGUCUGGGACAACAGAAACACACAUGUUUUUGCACAAGACAGGGCUCCUAAAGGACAAAGAACAACUGGUGAUUUGCAAGCUAGCUUCACUUGGCAUUGGGGAGCGUCCAGAGAUUCAUAUAUUCACCGAUGGAUCUGGAGAACCAAAUUCUGUCGUCAAAGUAAGGUCCUGUGCGGCCGUCCAAAAGGGCGACCUUGUCCCGAAGAUCGUCAAGGCAAAGUACGACAACUACAUCUGCAUCACUGGUAAUGGUAGCGUGGGUAAAUAUACAUACUUACGCACACAAACAAGGGAGCAGAGGGACGAGUGGUGCAGCCAACUACAGGCCUUGAUGUCCAUCAAAACCACACCCAACCAACAGCCAUCAUGCUUCCUCCCAUAG